Molecule: messenger RNA, 423 nt
Organism: Strongyloides ratti
Lineage: Eukaryota; Metazoa; Nematoda; Chromadorea; Rhabditida; Strongyloididae
Product: Protein of unknown function DUF2650 family-containing protein
Exons: 3
Coding region: 1-423 (140 amino acids)
Source: RefSeq, a predicted model, not a curated record
AUGUUUAAAUCAUUAAACAAUACUAAACGAUAUUUGGUCGCUACAAUUUUAGCUAUAUUAAAUAUUCAAAUUCUAGCAAUAUGGGAUGAUAUGGUACCAUUUGAUAAAAACUUGCCAAGGCCGUUAACAUAUGAUGAUAAAAAUUUUGGUCAGUGGUGUAGAAAUUUUACAAUAAAUCAACAUGUACAAUGCCCCGAAGCUAGUCCUAUUCAUUGGUAUGUUUGUUGUGGUCCCUCUGGAACUGAUUGUUGUUUUGGAUUGCAAACACAUAUAUAUAUAUUAGGUGGUGGUUUUGUUUUAGUUAUAUUUAUUAUAGCAUUAUAUUCAUUAUACCUUCAAUUACAAAUAUCUCGGAAAUUGAAAAAAACAACAAAAAAUGACAAUUUAAAGUAUUACAGUGUAAAACCACAAAAUUGUAUAUAA